AUGGGUAAUAUAUGUUCCCGCUCCUCGAACAACGACCAGGAAGCUUUCACGGGACCUGGUCGUGUUGUCGGAACCUCAAAUCAAUCGAACUCCGCACCACGCGCCUCCGUCCCCUCAAGCACAAACUGGAAGUCCUCACCGGGCCGUACGCUCGGCGAGACCUCGACCGGCGGGGCGCAAGGGGCUAGUGACGAAGCGCGGUCGAAUGCUGCGAUUGCGGCGCAGAAACGCGCGGAAUCCAUGUCAGCCACGAAUAAAGGGAAGCUCGGGUCAAAACUAGCGGCGCAGAAGGCGAAGACACAGACGCAGACGUUGGAUCAGGCUAGUCGUGAUGAGAGGGCGGCGCGGGAUGUGGAUGAGGUGGAGCAGGCGAGACAAUGGUCCUGA
Penicillium longicatenatum is the source of this 387-nucleotide messenger RNA. RefSeq lists its product as uncharacterized. Lineage: Eukaryota; Fungi; Ascomycota; Eurotiomycetes; Eurotiales; Aspergillaceae. The transcript has 2 exons. The record is from RefSeq and is a predicted model, not a curated record. The coding region runs from base 1 to 387 and encodes 128 amino acids.